AUGGAUAACAGUCGAUUAUCUGUCAUUUCUAUUGUGGGUAUGGGAGGGCUGGGUAAAUCUACUCUUGCCCAGCUUGUUUACAAUGAUAGGAAGGUGAUGGAUGAAUUUGAGGUCAAAGUUUGGGUAUGUGUUUCUGAAGAGUUUGAUGUGUUCAGGGUAACAAGAACAAUUUACGAGGCAAUCACUAUGUCUAAGGACAAUUACUACCGAUCUAAAUAUGCUUCAAAUCAAAUUGAUGAAAUUACUACCCGCAGUGAAAAAGUUGUUUCAAUUAUGAAUUCAACUAAAGCACUUCCGUUAAAGCUCUUGCCAGGAAAAGAUAGUUGGCUGCUAUUCAGCAAAUAUGCAUUACGCGAUAGAGAUAUUCUUCACCCAAACUCUGACCUUGAAGAAAUUGGUAGAAAAAUUUGUAAAAAGUGCAAAGGAUUGCCUUUAGCUUUGAAAGCCAUUGGAAGCCUUUUGUACACGGAAGGAUCUCAUGAGCAAUGGAAUGACAUUUUGAAAAGUGAGAUAUGGGAAGAAAAGAGUGAUAACAAAAUUCUCCCAAGUUUGAGAUUGAGUUAUCGUUACCUUCCUUCUUAUCUCAAGAGAUGUUUUUCUUAUUGCUCGAUAUUUCCCAAAGAUUAUGACUUUGACAAGGACCAUCUAAUUCAGCUGUGGAUGGCAGAAAAUUUUUUACCAUGUGCUCAUCAAAGCAAAGAUGCACGGCAGGAGAUGAAGCGCAUUUUGUUAUGCAUGACCUUGUCAAUGAUUUGGCAAAAGGAUGAAUAUGGCAAAUUUUGCCAUAGGUUGGAGUUAGACGAAGCAAGUAAUCUAUCAAAAUUUACUCGCCAUGUUUCAUAUUUGAGAGAUAUCUAUGAAACUCCAAAACGAUUUGAGGCUUUAUACCAAGCCAAUAGAUUACGCACGUUCUUGCCUCUCACCAUGCUAGAUUUUAACUGGGCACGCUGGAUGUCUACAAAGGUUAUACAUGAUUUGUUGUCGAACUUUCCGUGCAUGCGAGUUUUAUCUCUCUCAGAUUAUUCUAGCAACAUUGUCGAGUUGCCUGAUUCGAUAGGAAAUAUGAAGCAUUUACGCUAUUUGGACCUAUCAGAAACUAAACUAAGGAUAUUGCCUAAUUCAGUAUGUCAACUUUAUCAUUUGCAGACAUUGAAGUUGUGGCGUUGUUGGGAUUUGAAAAAGUUGCCAAUGGAUUUACACAAACUCAUUAGUCUGCGUCAUCUUGAUUUUCGAGAAACUGCUGUGCGUGAGAUGCCAAAGCAAUUAGGCAAAUUAAAAAAUCUUCAAGUGCUGUCAUCAUUUAUUGUGGGAAAAUAUGAAGAGACCAACAUCAAGCAGUUAAAAGAACUUGAUCUUUGUGGAUCGAUUUCCAUAUCAGAGUUGCAAAAUAUAGUUUCUCCCGUAGAUGCUUUAGCAGUCAAUUUGAAAACUAAGAUAUACCUUGAGGAGUUAAGAUUAGAAUGGAGCAUGGACAAUGAAAAAUCACAAAAUGAUAAGGAUGUUUUGGAGAAGCUCCAACCUUAUCAAAACUUGAAAAGGCUCUCAAUUAGCAGCUAUGGUGGUGAUGGGUUUCCGGACUGGUUUGUAGAUCUUUCACUGUCUAAAAUAGUGUCCCUGGAGCUGAGGAAUUGCAAAUACUGUUCCUCCUUGCCAUCACUAGGCCUUUUUCCAUAUCUCAAGUCACUAUCAAUUGUAGGGUUUGAUAGUAUAGUAGCUAUUGGUCCAGAAUUUCAUGGGAAUAGCUCUUAUACAACUUCCCUGGAAAUCUUGAGGUUUGGAGAUAUGGAGGCCUGGGAGGAAUGGAAGUAUGAAAAUAUGUCGCUUAGUUUCCCUCAUAUUCAAGAGUUAAGUCUAGAAAAUUGUCCCAAAUUGAAAGGGCACCUUCCUCCACAACUUCCUUCUCUAAGGACGCUAGUUAUUGUCAAUUGUGAGAAACUUGUAGAUUCAAUUCUGUUGGCUUCAUCUCUUCAUAAAUUGGUCCUGAGACAUUACGGAAAGGAGGAGAUGGAAUGUGUUCCAUCAACUCUGAAAGUUCUUGAGCUUUCUGGAUGUUUUGCAGAAAUCUUAUCAAUUGAAAAAAUUGAGAAUGCAAUUGCCAAUUCCUGCCUUGAGGAGUUGAAUUUUGGGGAUUGUCCUCGCCUGAAAUUCCCAUUGCGCUACUGUCAUAACUUCGUUGUUGAAAUGGAGAUAAGAGGAAGAUGCGACUGUCUUGUGUCUUUUCCACUGGAUUUUUUCCCAAUCUUCAGAUAUUGCGGCUGA
Prosopis cineraria is the source of this 2259-nucleotide messenger RNA. Its product is annotated as putative disease resistance RPP13-like protein 1. The record is from RefSeq and is a predicted model, not a curated record. Gene Ontology annotation, biological process: defense response to other organism. Lineage: Eukaryota; Viridiplantae; Streptophyta; Magnoliopsida; Fabales; Fabaceae. The coding region runs from base 1 to 2259 and encodes 752 amino acids. Gene Ontology annotation, molecular function: ADP binding. The transcript is spliced from 3 exons.